Acomys russatus (golden spiny mouse) is the source of this 663-nucleotide messenger RNA. Its product is annotated as glutathione peroxidase 1-like. The transcript is spliced from 3 exons. Lineage: Eukaryota; Metazoa; Chordata; Mammalia; Rodentia; Muridae. Gene Ontology annotation, molecular function: glutathione peroxidase activity. Gene Ontology annotation, biological process: hydrogen peroxide catabolic process; response to hydrogen peroxide; response to selenium ion. The record is from RefSeq and is a predicted model, not a curated record. Bases 1 to 663 code for a protein of 220 amino acids. Gene Ontology annotation, cellular component: mitochondrion; cytosol.
AUGGAUAAGCAACCCUUGCGAGUCUGGAUUCUGCUUGUUUUGGGGUUCAUUAGCUCCUACUGUGUGCUCCUGGGCCUCCGUAGCAGCGACACCUCCACCGGGUAUGACUUCUCUGCGUGCCCGCUGCCUGGCGGGGAGCCUGUGAGCUUGGGCUCCCUGCGGGGCAAGGUGCUGCUCAUUAAGAAUGUCUGGUCCCUCUGGGGCACCACGACCUGGGACUACACCGAGAUGAACAAUCUUCAGAGACGCCUGGGUCCUCGUGGCCUGAGGGUGCUCGGUUUCCGGUGCAAUCAGUUUGGAUAUCAGGAGAACGCCAAGAACGAAGAGAUUCUGAAUUCCCUCAAGUAUAUUCGACCCGGUGGUGGGUUCGAACCCAACUCCUUGCCUGAGCCCAGUGACGAGCCCACUGCACUCGUGACCGACCCCAAGUACAUCAUUUGGUCCCCGGUGUGCCGCAACGACAUUGCCGGAAACUUUGAGAAGUUCCUGGUGGGCCUUGAUGGUGUUCCGGUGAGCAGGUACAGCCGCCACUUUUGCACCAUCGACACCGAAUCCGACAAAGAAGCCCUGCCUAAGGUGUUCCUGGUAUCCCGGCCUGAACCAGAGAACGAAGCAUCACUGCAGCAGUUAAUCUCAGCUCUGGACAGCCUGACAGGCAGCUGA